AUGCAAAGCUUUCCCCUGAUCGAAAGUGAAGCCAGUGUCAACCCCAAUCAGGUUGACAUCGAUUCAUUUUUAUCCGAAGAAACUGGCGCGACUCAUAUUCGAAGAAGACAUAGUCCAUCACUGAAGUUGGCGAACCAAACCUUCACUAUCGAAGAAGAAACACAUGGCGCUUUCUGUGGUGACGCGGGCAACAAACCCAAUGACCACUACAAGUCUCGCCUAUCUCCCAUGCGAUACGCAAUUCGGAGCUGGUGUCUUCCCAUUGUCCGGAAGGAAACUCAAAUCUUGGCAGAUCUUCAGGUUAAAAUGAGGAGACCAUUCUUGGACUUUUACUUUGCAUGGACGGCAAACUUAGCGUCACAUACAUUUUAUGUGCUCAUGCUCCCGCCGCUGUUCUGGUUUGGGGCUUCGAAGAUGGGGAGAGACCUCGUGGCUGUCUUGGGGUUGGGCAUCUAUGUUACAGGUUUCUUUAAGGACUAUUUGUGCUUGCCCAGACCUCGGUCUCCGCCACUACAUCGAAUCACACUUCUGGCAUACACUGCUGAGGAAUAUGGCUGGCCCUCCUCUCACUCUGCAAAUGCAACUGCGGUAUCCCUUGUAUUAGUCUUUCAAUUAUGGCAAUUGAAAGCGUCAAUGGAUCCAUUUAAAUUUUACGGAUUACUAUCGCUUUUGUUUGUCUACUACUUCUCGCUUAUUUUCGGCAGAUUGUAUUGCGGAAUGCAUGGCUUCUUAGAUGUGGUUACAGGAGCACUUAUCGGUGUUGCAGUUUUCCUCUUCCGCCAUCUCUAUGGUCAAUUGUAUGAUGAGUUCAUGCUACAAUCUAUCCUGAGAAAUUCAUCCUAUCUUGGUAUUGCCAUAACCAUUUUCAUGAUCAUUGCAGGCCAUCUCUUUCUAAUUCAUAUUUAUCCAGAACCGGUCGAUGACUGUCCGUGCUUUGACGAUUCAGUCGCGUUCAUGGGCGUUUUGAUUGGUAUUGAUUUGUCUCACUACAUGUGUGUACUCACAGGCUAUUUCACUUCGAAAAAUGUCUAUGGCGACCCUAUGCUUAUCCCAUUUUCUCAAGACUGCGGGCCUUUGAUCAUACUAGGAAGGUUUUUACUAGGCGUCGGUCUCGUGGUCAUUUGGAAAACAGUUCUGAAGCCAAUUGUGUUCACCCUCCUUCCCCCAAUCUACAAAUUUCUAGGUGUAAAUCUUCCCAGAAGUCACUUCAUUUCCACAGCUCACACAACUAAACCAACGAGUCUCAUCCGUCGUCAAUCUCUUUCCAACAUGAAAAAUGAACCAAUGGCAGAGAUUGAGCAAGUUCUUGAAAGUGUUUCAAAGUCUGAGACCGAUAGCGUGGGACCUCAAGGCGACAUCGAUGCAUACGAAUUACUAGACUAUCAGUCCAAGAACAGUCAAAGCCAAAUACCGGUCAAAAUCAGCGGUGUAUUUCGUCCGCGUUACGAUGUUGAAAUUAUUGGCCGCAUUAUUAUUUACGCUGGCAUUUCGACAUUCACUGUGUGGGGAUUAGGGUAUGGGGUAAUUAUUCUUAACAUGAUUUGA
Molecule: messenger RNA, 1545 nt
Organism: Australozyma saopauloensis
Lineage: Eukaryota; Fungi; Ascomycota; Pichiomycetes; Serinales; Metschnikowiaceae
Product: sphinganine kinase
Exons: 1
Coding region: 1-1545 (514 amino acids)
Cellular component (GO): endoplasmic reticulum membrane
Molecular function (GO): sphingosine-1-phosphate phosphatase activity
Source: RefSeq, a predicted model, not a curated record